AUGGAUAAAUUUCCGUCUGCGGAGUACCUUACGAUGGACGAAGUAGACUACGAGCUGAGUAUUCGGGAGAAACUCGAUGAGAAUACAAUCGGGCUAGACCUCUCUGAGAAACAGCGGUGUUUGAGGAAAUUAUUUAAGGCAGAUGCUAAAAUAGGGCGGAACUAUCGUUCCAAUUUAAGUAUACGGGACGAAUACCCAGUGGUGGGAAAAAAAUUCGACGAAGUGAAGAAGGCUUUGUGGCGAUAUGGGAUGGACACCAGAUGGGAGUCGGUUCUUUUACAUUGCUAUUACAGAGCGAAACGGUGUUCAGCUGAAAACGAGAGCGAGAAGAUACAAAAAAGAGAUUUGGUUCGCAGUAUUGGGGAAUUGAUGAGGCAAUACAAGGUUGGUCCACCAGCAUCACCGGUGUUGGAUAGGAUUAAUUACAUGAUUAACGAGGCAGAGCAAGCCAAAGCCUUGAGUCCUCCACGUACUGAAAACGAACAACAUCAUCUACCGUUGCCAGAACUGACUACACCUGUGGGGGCAAACAAUUUGCCGAUUAAAAAUACUGGUGCAAUACCAAAAACCCGACGAGUGUGGGAAACUGAACUGCAACAAGAGAACAGGGAAUUGCGAGAAAAAAUCGAACAACUAGAGAAAACCAUGCAGAGCGUUCUGGCAACUUCUAAUAACAACAGAAUGACUUGUGUGGUAGGGAAUAGGCUUAAUGGCGAUAGCAACCAGACAACCAGUGAACCCAGCAGGAGGGAAAAAAAAGUCCGGUUCGAUACAUUACGACCCGAUGCACCACGACCCGUAUACAGCGUCUUAGAAGGUCCAAAUACGAUCACACAUCAACCGACAAUAACGAGACAAACUCAGAAUGUUCGACCAAAUUUAAGUGAACAGUACGCUGGAAGUUCGGAUGACUAUGAGUCCUCAGAUGAUUCAUAUUCCUACCGGGAACCGCGAUUUACGGACAGAACAAGACACGAAACAAGAGGGCAUCGACGUCAGAAUCAAGCACACCAGACGGGCAGAGACUUUUACAGAGUCGAAAAAUGGAAGCUUAGGUUCACUGGAGAAAACAGGUCGGGAAGUGUGGAGAGCUUCCUGUAUAAAUUAAAAAAGAUUGCGGAGCGAGAGGGAGUUUCAGAUAGACAACUUUUACGGGAUGUGCAUUUGCUGUUGGAUGGUCUUGCCUCUGACUGGUUUUUCACAUUCGUAGAUCAGUUUGACGACUGGCAGACGUUCGAACACAUGAUCAAAUACAGAUUUGGUAACCCAAAUCAAGAUCAAGGGAUACGGCAGAAAAUCCAUGAGAGGAAACAACAGAGAGGCGAGUCAUUCAUCGCAUUUGUUACAGAAAUCGAAAAACUGACAAAAAUGCUCUCCAAACCUCUGUCGAAAAGCAGAAAAUUCGAGAUAGUGUGGGACAACAUGCGCCUACACUAUCGUUCGAAAUUGGCAACGAUCGAGGUGAAUGAUCUGCAUCAGCUGAUAAAACUGAAUUACCGCAUUGAUGCAACUGAUCCUAGCCUCCAGAUGGGUUUCCUAGAACCAGCAAGAAGACCGGUAAACAACCUGCAAAUUGACGCGGCAGAGUACACGAGUGACGAAGAGGAGAUGGUUAAUGCAGUGGAACUAAACCAGCCCAGAGAACGUCAAGCAAUGAGACCGAGAACAUUGAUUGCAAGAGGGAAUAGGCAAGAGGAACAACCGAAUACAUCAGCGCCACCUACACGAACAACGAUACAUCACAUCACGAUCAAUCCAAGUAAAUGUCCCCAUAUCACAGUGAGAGUUUUUGAUACCGAAAUCGAAGCAUUAUUAGACUCGGGAGCCGGAGUGAGCGUAACAAAUUCGUCAGAAUUUGCAAUAAAAUACGGACUGAAAAUCCUUCCAGCAGCGAUUCGAGUGAGUACAGCUGAUGGAACAGCAUACAAGUGUCUGGGAUACCUUAACGUACCAUACACUUACAAAAACAUGACUCGUGUCAUCCCGACCAUUAUUGUACCUCAGAUCAGCAGAAAACUCAUUUUGGGUACGAAUUUCUGGGAAGGGUUCAGCAUUAAACCGAUGAUAGAUAUGGGGUACGGUUUGGAGAAAAUUGAAACAUUGGAUAUCGGGCAAACUUCACAAAUGUGUUUCACAGUGGAGCCAACCGUGGAAAUUCCGAAAAUUCCAGAAAAAGAAGAUGAAACACUAGAUUUCCCAACAUUCGAUUCUCCGGCGGAACCGAUACCUGAUGAGAUCGAAACGGAGCAUAAUCUCACAACGAAAGAGCGAGCACAGCUGAUAACGACAAUAAAACAAUUUGCCUUUACUGCCCCUGGUAAACUUGGGAGGACGAACCUCAUACAACACGAGAUCAUAUUGAAGGAGGAUGCCAAACCGCGGAAUCAACCUGUAUAUAAAUGUUCACCCUACAUACAGAAGGAAAUUGAUGAAGAAAUAGAACGUUUCAAACAGUUAGAUGCGAUUGAAGAAUGCUAUAGCGAGUGGACGAACCCCUUGGUUGCUGUGAGGAAAUCAAAUGGAAAGAUCAGAGUUUGUUUAGAUUCGAGAAGGAUAAAUGCGAUGACGGUAAAGGACGCAUAUCCUAUGCAAAAUAUGCAGGAUAUUUUCCAUCGUUUAGAAAAUGCGAAAUUCUUUUCAGUAAUCGACCUGAAAGAUGCUUACUUUCAGAUUCCUCUGAAAGAAGAAUGCAGAAAUUUUACAGCCUUCCGAACAUCAAAGGGACUCUUCCGGUUCAAAGUAUGCCCUUUUGGACUAACGAAUGCCCCAUUCACGAUGUGCCGGCUGAUGAAUAAAGUGAUCGGAUUCGAUCUUCAGCCGAACGUAUUCGUGUAUUUAGAUGACGUGGUGGUGGCAACAAAAACGCUCAAUGAGCAUUUCAAAUUACUGCGAAUAAUAGCGGGGCGGUUGAAAGCAGCAAGACUAACUAUUUCGUUAGAAAAGUCGAAAUUUUGCCAAAGAAAGGUCAUGUACUUGGGGUACCUUUUAUCGGAACACGGAGUGGCAAUCGAUGAAUCCCGUAUACAACCCAUCCUUGAUUACGCGAGACCGAAAACAGUGAAGGACGUCCGACGAUUAAUGGGAUUGGCUGGUUUUUACCAAAAAUUUAUUAGCAACUACAGCGAAAUAACUACCCCAAUAACAAACCUUUUGAAAAAGGAUAAGAAGAAAAUUUCAUGGACUGAGGAGGCGGAAACGGCAUUUAAUAAGCUGAAAUCAGCGCUCAUAUCGGCCCCAAUUCUGGGCAAUCCGGAUUUUUCAAAGCCUUUCACGAUAGAGUCUGACGCUUCAGACAACGCUAUUGGCGCUGCUCUGGUGCAGGAACUCGAAGGGCAAACGCGGAUUAUAAGCUAUUUUAGCAAAAAGCUAAGCAACACUCAACGGAAAUAUGCAGCGGUCGAGAAAGAAUGUUUGGCGGUUCUUAUGGCGAUAGACCACUUCCGCCAUUAUGUGGAAGGGACAAAAUUUCGGAUAGUAACUGAUGCCAGAAGUUUACUGUGGCUAUUUAAAAUAGGGGCGGAAUCAGGAAACUCUAAAUUGCUACGAUGGGCCCUAAGAAUACAGUCGUAUGACGUGGAACUGGUUUACCGAAAGGGGAAGAAUAACAUAACUGCAGAUUGUCUGUCGCGCUCAAUUGAAACCGUAACGGUAACGUCACUCGAUCCUCAGUACGACGAUCUAAUGUCACAAAUUGAAGCAAACCCCAUUCAAUUCAAAGAUUACAAAGUAAUUGACGGGAGAAUCUACAAAUAUUGCAAAUCCCAAAAUAAACGAUCCGACCCUCGAUUCGCGUGGAAGUGGUUCACUCCGAAAGCAGCAAGAACGGAUGUGAUUAGGACCGAGCAUGGGAAAGCCCAUUUCGGCUUCGAGAAGACGCUGGGGUCUGUAAAGGAAAGGCAUUUUUGGCCAGGUAUGGCCAAAGAAAUAAAAAACUUCUGUAGAGAAUGUGUGCAAUGCCAAACGAGCAAAGCGGUGAAUAUAAAUGCAACUCCUCCGAUGGGAUCGCAAAAGCCGGUAGAGUACCCAUGGCAGUUCGUCACUUUGGACUAUAUCGGACCACUGCCUGUCUCGGGGAAAAAGCGUAGCACGUGCCUACUGGUGGCCACGGACGUCUUCAGCAAAUUUGUACUCGUGCAGCCUUUUAGAGAGGCGAAAGCUGAUUCACUCGUAGACUUCGUAGAAAACAUGAUUUUCCGACUUUUCGGAGUUCCAGAAAUCGUUCUUACAGAUAAUGGAACUCAAUUUUUGUCCAAAAUUUUCCGCGAACUGCUAGUUAAAUAUAACGUAAACCACUGGUUGACACCUGCCUACCACCCACAGGUCAAUAACACCGAAAGGGUGAAUCGCGUGGUAACCACAGCCAUUCGAGCCACCCUUAAAAAAGAACAUAAGCAUUGGACGAACAACUUACAAGAGAUUGCCAACGCAAUUAGAAACGCAGUUCACGAUUCCACCAAAUAUAGUCCCUAUUUCAUCGUUUUUGGGCGGAACCAGGUCUCGGAUGGAAAGGAAUACGCCAUCAUUCGAGAUAACCACCAACAGGAAGAAAACUGUCAGGAAAAAUUGUCAGAAGAACGGAAGCAAUUGUUCGAAGAGAUUGUCCACGGUAUGUUGUUGGGGAAAAGAUCCUGA
This is a messenger RNA of Toxorhynchites rutilus septentrionalis, 4632 nucleotides long. RefSeq lists its product as uncharacterized. Bases 1 to 4632 code for a protein of 1543 amino acids. Gene Ontology annotation, biological process: DNA integration; proteolysis. Gene Ontology annotation, molecular function: aspartic-type endopeptidase activity; nucleic acid binding. The transcript has 3 exons. NCBI's taxonomy places the organism in Eukaryota, Metazoa, Arthropoda, Insecta, Diptera, Culicidae. The record is from RefSeq and is a predicted model, not a curated record.